GUCAGAUUCGGUCCGGACCGAUUGCAUAUUGUUGUGCAGGCGAUUUGCUGCAGACGAGAGAAAAACCAACACCAACCAAUCUCCAGUCGGCCCCGAACGUAGGGUAAGUUUUUCCGCGAGCGAAUUUUCAUGAAAAUGCAACCGUUAAGUCACAGUUUCAGGCGCGCAAUAGUGUAGGGGAAAUGUAUUCGCUGUUUCUCUAAUCGGGCACCCGAAAAACUGACAUUUAGAUAAGCUCGAGAACAAAAAUUUCUGUCAAUUAGUGAAAAGUGCAAGAAAAAUAUUAUCAAUACACACACACACACACGCACAUCCGUGUGUAGAGCAAUACUGUUUCAGUCCCCACUAAAGCUCCGACCGGAAGCAAAAACCCGACCAACGAAAACAAAAGGCCCGCUGCAGGUUAGAGCGCGCAGUAUCGCGGGACCGAGCAAGUAAAAAGGAUGGCAUUCAGCGUGCUGAACACGGUCGCGAAGCGCACGGCCGCCAAUGUUUAUGUAACCGGUGGUGGGCUGCUGAAAAAUGUCGCCGCUUUAUAUAAUGCACGCCAACCGUCCCGUGGCGCCGGCAAGUGGUUCCCGGACGAGGAGUUUAUCGACCAGUUCAAGGGCCCGGUCAUGUACCCGGACGAGGUGACCUCCCGCUGGAAGCUGCCACCGUGGAACAGCAAGAUCGCACCGGUGGAGAAAACGGUCCGCAACCUUAGCCUUAACUUUGGGCCCCAGCACCCGGCCGCUCACGGUGUGCUGCGUUUGGUGCUGGAGCUGGACGGUGAGACGGUGAUGCGGGCGGAUCCGCACAUCGGGCUGCUGCACCGCGGUACCGAGAAGCUGAUCGAGUACAAGACGUACACACAGGCGCUGCCUUACUUCGAUCGGCUCGAUUACGUUUCGAUGAUGUGCAACGAACAGUGCUAUUCGCUUGCGGUCGAGAAGCUGCUGAACAUCGAUAUCCCGCUGCGGGCGAAGUACAUUCGGGUGCUGUUUGCGGAAAUUACGCGCAUCCUGAACCACAUUAUGGCGGUCGGUACGCACGCGCUGGAUGUGGGCGCCCUGACGCCGUUCUUCUGGCUGUUCGAGGAGCGCGAGAAGAUGAUGGAGUUUUACGAGCGCGUGUCGGGUGCGCGUAUGCACGCCGCCUACAUCCGGCCGGGUGGUGUGUCGCAGGAUCUGCCGCUCGGUCUGCUGGACGAUAUCUACGAGUUUGCGUCCAAGUUCGGCGAGCGGUUGGAUGAGGUGGAGGAUGUGCUGACGACCAACCGCAUCUGGGUGCAGCGUACGGUCGACAUCGGUGUCGUGUCGGCGGAGGACGCACUGAACUACGGCUUCAGCGGUGUGAUGUUGCGCGGUUCCGGCAUCAAGUGGGAUCUGCGCAAAUCGCAGCCGUACGAUGCGUACGAUCGGGUCGAGUUCGACGUGCCGAUCGGCACGAAGGGCGAUUGCUACGACCGGUACCUGUGCCGUAUCGAGGAGAUGCGUCAGUCGCUACGCAUCAUCGACCAGUGCCUGAACCAGAUGCCGGCCGGUGAAAUUAAGACGGACGAUGCGAAGCUAACGCCACCGUCCCGGGGUGAAAUGAAACAUUCGAUGGAAGCGCUCAUCCACCAUUUCAAGCUGUUCACGCAAGGAUACCAGGUGCCGCCCGGUGCGACGUACACCGCGGUUGAAGCGCCGAAGGGCGAAUUCGGCCUGUACCUGGUGUCGGACGGUUCAAGCCGACCGUACCGGUGCAAGAUUAAGGCGCCAGGGUUCGCACAUCUGGCCGCACUAGACAAGGUCGGCCGUCAUCACAUGCUGGCGGACGUGGUAGCGAUCAUCGGUACGCUUGACGUUGUGUUCGGUGAAAUCGAUCGCUAAUCGAUCCUACGCGAGUAGCGCACCCUAUACUCCCACUGUUUUGUCCGUUAUCUAGAACGUAAACGCCACCAAGCCCGCAGUACGACAGUCCCCAUUUCUCCAGCAUCAUCGUCCAGCAUGUGAAGGAAAUGGAAAACACGCUAGAAAUGCUGUCGAAAAUAUGAAAAUCGAAACGAACACAACACCAUACGCAUACUAUUCGAGCGGUUGCGGUGUUUGUAAAACAUGAGUUACUGUAAAUGAAAAUAAAUAAUUAAAA
Molecule: messenger RNA, 2115 nt
Organism: Anopheles stephensi (Asian malaria mosquito)
Lineage: Eukaryota; Metazoa; Arthropoda; Insecta; Diptera; Culicidae
Product: NADH-ubiquinone oxidoreductase 49 kDa subunit-like
Exons: 2
Coding region: 444-1856 (470 amino acids)
Biological process (GO): mitochondrial electron transport, NADH to ubiquinone
Molecular function (GO): quinone binding; NAD binding; NADH dehydrogenase (ubiquinone) activity
Source: RefSeq, a predicted model, not a curated record